Molecule: messenger RNA, 2709 nt
Organism: Homo sapiens (human)
Lineage: Eukaryota; Metazoa; Chordata; Mammalia; Primates; Hominidae
Gene: EIF4E
Product: eukaryotic translation initiation factor 4E
Exons: 8
Coding region: 220-957 (245 amino acids)
Biological process (GO): regulation of translation at postsynapse, modulating synaptic transmission; mRNA export from nucleus; nuclear export
Cellular component (GO): nucleus; chromatoid body; glutamatergic synapse
Molecular function (GO): RNA binding; translation initiation factor activity; mRNA cap binding
Source: RefSeq, marked reviewed
GUGCGAUCAGAUCGAUCUAAGAUGGCGACUGUCGAACCGGGUGCUGUGAGGAAAUGCAUGGUUUGUUGAAAAGAACUGAGGACUGACAGCCGCCUCCUCCAUGAUUACCCUGGCUCUCUGUCCCACCCUUCUCAUGGCGCUUGGGGGACCAUGGCUGAUCCUGUCCUGAGACAAAUUAAGACUCCUGUGGUGAAGCAGUUGGUCGAGAAAAAGUGAUGCAUGAAAAAGAAGCAAAACAAGAAGGAAAGAAAAAAAAUGAGAGCUGAAGAUGGUGAAAAUGAUGCCAUUAAAAAGCAGGCAGAAAGUCUGCGAGAAUCCCAGGAAACCACCCCUACUCCUAAUCCCCCGACUACAGAAGAGGAGAAAACGGAAUCUAAUCAGGAGGUUGCUAACCCAGAACACUAUAUUAAACAUCCCCUACAGAACAGAUGGGCACUCUGGUUUUUUAAAAAUGAUAAAAGCAAAACUUGGCAAGCAAACCUGCGGCUGAUCUCCAAGUUUGAUACUGUUGAAGACUUUUGGGCUCUGUACAACCAUAUCCAGUUGUCUAGUAAUUUAAUGCCUGGCUGUGACUACUCACUUUUUAAGGAUGGUAUUGAGCCUAUGUGGGAAGAUGAGAAAAACAAACGGGGAGGACGAUGGCUAAUUACAUUGAACAAACAGCAGAGACGAAGUGACCUCGAUCGCUUUUGGCUAGAGACACUUCUGUGCCUUAUUGGAGAAUCUUUUGAUGACUACAGUGAUGAUGUAUGUGGCGCUGUUGUUAAUGUUAGAGCUAAAGGUGAUAAGAUAGCAAUAUGGACUACUGAAUGUGAAAACAGAGAAGCUGUUACACAUAUAGGGAGGGUAUACAAGGAAAGGUUAGGACUUCCUCCAAAGAUAGUGAUUGGUUAUCAGUCCCACGCAGACACAGCUACUAAGAGCGGCUCCACCACUAAAAAUAGGUUUGUUGUUUAAGAAGACACCUUCUGAGUAUUCUCAUAGGAGACUGCGUCAAGCAAUCGAGAUUUGGGAGCUGAACCAAAGCCUCUUCAAAAAGCAGAGUGGACUGCAUUUAAAUUUGAUUUCCAUCUUAAUGUUACUCAGAUAUAAGAGAAGUCUCAUUCGCCUUUGUCUUGUACUUCUGUGUUCAUUUUUUUUUUUUUUUUUGGCUAGAGUUUCCACUAUCCCAAUCAAAGAAUUACAGUACACAUCCCCAGAAUCCAUAAAUGUGUUCCUGGCCCACUCUGUAAUAGUUCAGUAGAAUUACCAUUAAUUACAUACAGAUUUUACCUAUCCACAAUAGUCAGAAAACAACUUGGCAUUUCUAUACUUUACAGGAAAAAAAAUUCUGUUGUUCCAUUUUAUGCAGAAGCAUAUUUUGCUGGUUUGAAAGAUUAUGAUGCAUACAGUUUUCUAGCAAUUUUCUUUGUUUCUUUUUACAGCAUUGUCUUUGCUGUACUCUUGCUGAUGGCUGCUAGAUUUUAAUUUAUUUGUUUCCCUACUUGAUAAUAUUAGUGAUUCUGAUUUCAGUUUUUCAUUUGUUUUGCUUUUGUUUUUUUCCUCAUGUAACAUUGGUGAAGGAUCCAGGAAUAUGACACAAAGGUGGAAUAAACAUUAAUUUUGUGCAUUCUUUGGUAAUUUUUUUUGUUUUUUGUAACUACAAAGCUUUGCUACAAAUUUAUGCAUUUCAUUCAAAUCAGUGAUCUAUGUUUGUGUGAUUUCCUAAACAUAAUUGUGGAUUAUAAAAAAUGUAACAUCAUAAUUACAUUCCUAACUAGAAUUAGUAUGUCUGUUUUUGUAUCUUUAUGCUGUAUUUUAACACUUUGUAUUACUUAGGUUAUUUUGCUUUGGUUAAAAAUGGCUCAAGUAGAAAAGCAGUCCCAUUCAUAUUAAGACAGUGUACAAAACUGUAAAUAAAAUGUGUACAGUGAAUUGUCUUUUAGACAACUAGAUUUGUCCUUUUAUUUCUCCAUCUUUAUAGAAGGAAUUUGUACUUCUUAUUGCAAGGCAGUCUCUAUAUUAUGUCUUCUUUUGUGGUGUCUUCCAUGUGAACAGCAUAAGUUUGGAGCACUAGUUUGAUUAUUAUGUUUAUUACAAUUUUUAAUAAAUUGAAUAGGUAGUAUCAUAUAUAUGGAAUUAAAUUGAUGUGGCUAUCUUUGUUUUUUUAUAAAGUAAGGCACAGUCAUUCAGUCUUAGGUAAAUAAUGUACUCUCUUAAUAUGUUAAUACUCAUGAGAAUUGGGAUCUGAUGCAUCACCAUUUGAUUGGUAGCAACAGUGGUUGUAAAACUUGGUUGCUGAAUUGAGUUGUUUCUAUGUUAAGUGUCAAAAUGAUAGUGUAGGGAAAGUACAGGUGGUGGGGACAUAUGCAUUAAGAAUCUUGUUAGUGUUGCAAUCUAAAUAGAAUGGAAUAAACAGGUGUUAAGACAUAUUUAUAGUGGUAAAUUGUUGUAGUAUGGUAUUCUGUAAACUUGAAAACUUGAUCUACUCUUUGUAGGUAUCAUUUGAAAGCAAACUUGAAAAUGUUUUGUACAUAGUACAUACUUGUAUAGUCCUGUGAGAUGAAGUAUGGCUAUCAGACCAAAGGAUAAGCCAAACUGUAGGUAGCAGAAUGGAAAUUAUUAUUUUGAGAGGAAAAUUUGUCUUUGAAUGGUGAUUAUGACUUAAUCAUUUUAAAACUGAUAAACUUGACAAAAACCCUGUAUGAAAUAAACAUGAAAUUAAUAGCA